CUCUCGCGUGUUAGUCGACCUCUCGUCAACUGUAUAUAUACCAUCGUUGCUUGGCCUCUUCCUACACACUCUCUCAAGGCUUCAUCUCCAGUCACUCGUGUUUCCUUAUCUCAGUCGCUCUCGUUCUGCCUCGACGGCAUUAAUCACGGCGCGUUUCCUCAAGUCCACUUACAUCGCCUUAGUCAAGCUCACUCGCUCUAGCUUGGCUUCAUCUCACACCCGCUUGAACAGACCAAGAGACUUCACACUCACUGUAGUCUCUCGAUCAUCAGACUCUCUUUCUUUUCGAGGAAUCUCAUCAGACCUCGACCUUGUUCUCACCAACGAUAUACUAGACGCGUAUCACUUUUUCUUCUCAAAACUAGCUUUUUCAAGCAUCCAUCACCUUUCUACUCCGCCUUUCAAUAUGAAGGUCUCUACCUCUAUCGUCGCCCUGGCUGCCGGCCUUGGCCAAGUCAGCGCGACCUAUUUCCACAACGCUCCCCCUUUCACUUGCCCGGGCAACUCCAACAACCACUGCCUCGACGAGUACCGUGCUGGUCUGAACUGGCAGGAUCUCCAGCCCGGCAGCUUCGACAAGUACAAGGGCUUCCUCUGGAAGGGUUUCCAGGCGGCCGACCGCUUCAGCAAGCGCAGCGAGCUCGCUCCCCGCAAGUUCCAGGACAAGUGCAUUGCCGGCAAGGCGCACCCGUCGAAGGACCAGAGCCCCAAGAUGAGCUGUGACAAGUCCGCGGGCAACGUCAAGACGUCGAUCAAGGAGUUCCAGAUCGAGACGGCCUUUGACUGCGACCUCGAGUUCCACUAUGGCAUGCCCGACGGCUCCAUCUGCAAGCAGCGUCACCACUGCCCCAAGGCUGGAACCACGAUCCCCAACAACCAGUGUGGUGGUGCUACCGAUGUUACCAUUGUCUACCCGUCCCAGCCCAACAAGCCCAAGGACGGCUGCGACUUUGCCAUCCCCAGCAUCGUCUUCGACUGUGACAACCACACGCCCACCUCUACAUACUCGGUUGUGAAGCCCCCUCAGUCGACUUCUACCACCUACCAUGCUCUGCCUCCCGUCUCGAGUUCCGCGACUACCAGCUCGACCGCGGCGGCCACGACCUCCAGCACCCCUGGUGGCGAUAUCUACUCCACCAAGUCUGUGCCUGAGAACACUUACACCACCAAGUCUGUGCCUGAGAACACCUACACUCCCUCCGUCCCUGCUACCACCUCGAGCUCCAGCCCUCAGGACAGCACUUCCUCUGCGUUCUUCCCCAGCGGCACCUCCAGCAGCGCUGGUGCCUCUAGCUCGUCUGGCUCGUCGUCCGCUCCCGAGGGUACCUACUCCUUCACUCAGCCCUCGGGUGCCGGCUCCACGAGCUCUGCCCCUGCUGACACUACCUCCUCAUCCGCCGGCCCCGAUAACACGUAUUCUGCCUCCGUACCCGCUCAGUCGUCCAGCAGCACACUGGCCGUCUCAGAGAGCAGCAGCUCAAGCUCCAGCGGUUUCUCCUCGGCGACCACAUACGUUCCCGGCACCACAUCUGGCCCUGCUGAAACACCUUACACCACUACCAGCACUCCCUCCGGCACUGCUUCCGUCCCGGCUCCUCCUCCCGUCGAGACCCUGCCCUGCCCCAACGUGGUACCCUCGUGCUUGAACACCUGGAUGUUUAUCGUCACCUGCAUUGACAACACCGACUCGGCUUGCUACUGCCCGGAUGAGAAGUUCGUCAAGAACGUCUUCGACUGCAUGUACGCUCACGGCGAGACCGACGACAUCAUCAAGGAGGCCGUCGAGUACUUCCAGGGUAUCUGCGCACCUUUCGUCCCCCAGAACCCGGCCAUCGGAACCGGCGCCCAGACCAUUACCAACAUCCUCACCAUCACUGCCACCGCGCCCCCGACUGCCACAUACACGACCAUUGAGAUCACCGCGACCUCGAUCGUUCCCGUCACCGACUCCCAGGGCUCCGAGAUCCCCGACUCCAGCACCACCAUCACCUACAGCACCACCGUCAGCGUGCCCGAGGUCCACUUCACCACCAUCACCUCCGAGCCCGGUUCGACCCAGAUCGGCAUCAUCCCGGGCCCUACUGUCUACCCGACUGCCGCCGCGCCUGGUGUCCCGACCGCCACUCCCACUGACUUCGGCCCUUACCCCACUGUCGGCAACGGCGGCGCCACCACGCUCAUCACCUCCAAGCCCGGCCAGCAGCCAACGGGCGGUAUCUUCCCCUCCGGGUCUGCCAUCCCUACCAUCCCGACCGCUGGUGCGGGCCGUGUCGGCGCCGGCCUUGCUAGCCUCAUGGCUGGUGUCGUUGCCGCCGCCGCCGCCGCUCUUGUCCUCUAAGCAUGCUCAUUGGUCUCUCUGCAUACAUAAUCUUCCCACCGGAAGCAAUGUACAUGUAUACACCAACCGAACCCGGAAAUAUUCAAUUCAUCACGAUCCUUACGACCACAUACACAUAUUUUGAGCACAAAGGGCAUUCAGUCCAAAGGGGCUAAGAGCUAGGACAGACAACCUGCACUUGCAAAGAGGAGACGAGAGAGAAGAAGGGAAUUAAAAGCAAGGGGUCCUUUUCGAGCUUUUUUAGUAGUUCUGCUCGACUGAGAAAGAGGGGAGAGAAGCAUGAAUCCCCAAGGAGAACGCUGUAAUAUUUAAUUGAUACCACGAGUCGCACCUUGUACUUUUUCUAGGCCAGCAGAAAUUCCAAAAAGAAGCAAAUAUAUUUGCUUGUUACUUUACA
Molecule: messenger RNA, 2735 nt
Organism: Microdochium trichocladiopsis
Lineage: Eukaryota; Fungi; Ascomycota; Sordariomycetes; Xylariales; Microdochiaceae
Exons: 1
Coding region: 407-2338 (643 amino acids)
Source: RefSeq, a predicted model, not a curated record